GAAGGUUCCUGGCGGCGCCAUUUUGUCGCAGGCUGCGAGCUGAGGGGUGGUGACGGUCGUGUUCCCAGCAGCUGCGGCUCCCGGAGAGGGCGGCGGCAUCCCCAAGCGCCGAGAUGCGGCAUUCCAGACGAACUAAUUAUGCUGAAUGGGAUGAAAAAGAAAGUUGGGAUCGCAGAAGGUGCAGCAGUGGUUAUAAGAGAAAGAGGAGAUCUCUCAGUAGUGCACGGGAGAACAAGCACUUCAAACAUGAUCUUUCUAAACUUCCCGAUAGUAACUAUUCAGAAACCAAAUCCAUAAAUGAAAGAGACCAUCAUGAACGGCGUUAUGUCGAAGAAUACAGAAACGAGUACAGUCAAGGAUAUGAUAAUGGGCACCAUCACAGAGACCAUGAAAAUGGUUAUCACAAUCAUAGUAGCAAGUCAUCAGGCCAUAGCGGGAGGAGUAGUUACAAAAGGAAAUACAAGACACAUCACAGUGCCUCUCACCAUCAUCAUUCACAGGUGAAGAGUCAUCGAAGGAAAAGAUCCAGGAGUGUAGAGGAUGAUGAGGAGGGUCACCUGAUCUGUCAGAGUGGAGACGUACUAAGUGCAAGAUAUGAGAUUGUUGCUACUUUGGGUGAAGGUGCUUUUGGAAAAGUGGUGGAAUGCAUCGAUCACAAGGCGGGAGGUAGACAUGUAGCUGUGAAAAUAGUAAAAAAUGUUGAUAGGUAUUCUGAAGCAGCCCGUUCAGAAAUACAAGUACUUGAACAUUUAAAUGCAUCAGAUCCCAGCAGUACAUAUCGUUGUGUCCAGAUGUUGGAAUGGUUUGAGCACCAUGGACACGUCUGCAUCGUCUUUGAGCUAUUGGGACUCAGCACCUAUGACUUCAUUAAAGAGAAUGGCUUUUUGCCGUUUCGUCUGGACCACAUUAGGCAGAUGGCAUAUCAGAUCUGCAAGUCUGUGAACUUUUUGCAUUUAAACAAGUUGACACAUACAGAUCUGAAACCUGAAAAUAUUUUAUUUGUGAAAUCUGAUUAUGUUGAAGAAUAUAACCCCAAACUGAAACGUGAUGAACGCACACUAAAAAAUCCAGACAUCAAAGUUGUGGACUUCGGGAGCGCAACAUAUGAUGAUGAACAUCAUAGUACUUUGGUGUCUACAAGACAUUACCGAGCUCCUGAAGUUAUUCUAGCAUUGGGAUGGGCACAGCCCUGUGAUGUCUGGAGCAUAGGAUGUAUUCUCAUAGAGUACUACCUUGGAUUCACAGUAUUUCCGACCCAUGAUAGCAAAGAACAUCUGGCAAUGAUGGAGCGAAUACUGGGCCCUUUGCCAAAUCACAUGAUACAAAAAACAAGGAAACGCAAAUACUUCCAUCAUGACCACUUGGAUUGGGAUGAACGCAGUUCUGCUGGUAGAUACGUCUCAAGACGCUGUAAGCCACUGAAGGAAUUUAUGACUUGCCAAGACUCUGAUCAUGAGAACCUCUUUGACCUCAUUCAAAAGAUGCUGGAGUAUGACCCAACCAAACGCAUUACUCUUGAAGAAGCACUGAAACAUCCUUUCUUUUUCCCAUUGAAACAAGAAAACAAGUAAGCUCUAUCUUGCAACUGAACAAGCAGUUACAGACUGUCAGCCAACAACAGAAGCAUAAUAAAGUUUUUAAGUAUUUAUUGUGUACAGGUAGCUUUAUAAAUACCCUAUUUUGUAUUAUGAGCCUGUUUGGAUACUUAAGUUUACUGAUCCAGCUGCUGAAAUAAAACUUUCUAUUUAAGAAAAA
Messenger RNA from Rhea pennata, 1755 nucleotides. It is a transcript of the gene CLK1, whose product is annotated as CDC like kinase 1. Gene Ontology annotation, cellular component: nucleus. Gene Ontology annotation, molecular function: protein serine/threonine kinase activity; protein tyrosine kinase activity; ATP binding. The record is from RefSeq and is a predicted model, not a curated record. The coding region runs from base 114 to 1571 and encodes 485 amino acids. Gene Ontology annotation, biological process: regulation of RNA splicing; peptidyl-tyrosine phosphorylation. The transcript is spliced from 13 exons. NCBI's taxonomy places the organism in Eukaryota, Metazoa, Chordata, Aves, Rheiformes, Rheidae.